Molecule: messenger RNA, 366 nt
Organism: [Torrubiella] hemipterigena
Lineage: Eukaryota; Fungi; Ascomycota; Sordariomycetes; Hypocreales; Clavicipitaceae
Source: the annotation of a GenBank genome assembly
AUGCCUUCAAAACCCGAUUUCCAAAUCGCCAUGCCGGCACGAUCUUCUUCAGACUUCCAGAGACCAGCCUCGCUGCCCAGAACACCCAAGUUCCACGAAGACUUCGAUGCGCCCUUCUCAGAAGCCAUUGCCAACGCCCCUGCUACCACGCCGCCCUACGAGACCUCUUCGUCGCCUGUCCAGACCCCCGACCAGUGGAUGGGAGAUGCUGCUUGGCCAUCAGACAUGCGCCGUCGCUCCGGUGUCAACGACAAGCUCCGCGACUGGGCUAGAAAGUCCAUCAUCAUGGUCCGUGGCGGCUCCGACUCUAGCUCUGAGGACGGCGAGCGCCCGACAACAUCCAAGAGCUCUACCAAGUCAACGUGA